AGGAAGUUUACAGUGCACAUGCGCACGGCUGCUGAAAGGAGGGCAAUGUUGACUAACUCAGUAUUGUUAGCAGUGUUACAGCGUACUUGUAACACGUGCCCAGUGCGAGGGAUUAAAACCAGUGCUGUGUAUCUGAAGAACAGGAGGGCUGCAAUCCCCAAGAGAUCGGCAGCGGGGAACCAUGGUAUUCUGUAUGAAAAGGCCACUGCCCCUCACCAUCUGGGAGUUAGGAAAGGAUGGCUAACAUGGAAUACUAGUAAUCUUUAUGGAGAAUCCAGAUCCUCAGAAACUGCAUUGGAAGAUGCUUACAUCAGAAAGCUUUUAAGUGAAUUGAUGGGAGUAAAUGACUACAUAAUAAAAAGGAAAUACAAUGUGAUCACUGUAUCAGCUGCAAUUCCACCAAGGAAAGGAUACAACCUCCUUUUUUUUCAAAUUGGAUUUGCUGAAGAAUUCUUAACCACAGUCUUACAGUGUCCAGUGAAAGUGGAUUUCAUUGUUCGAGGAACGGAGGACCUUCCAGUAUUGCGAUAUAUUUGACACAUUUGGUGUAUGGAUAGCCCUUUAAGUUUUCCAAUUCCAAAUCAGGUUACAGGAGGAAAUGGUAUUAGUUCUGUAAUUCUGUUAAAAUUGUCCUCACAAUUAGUUUGUUGACUCUUUAUUUGAGAAAGAACAGUAAGAGAAGAAGAAAAACACAAAACUAAGUUUUCUUAUGACAGACUUUAAUGUCCAUAAAAAUCUUGGUAUGAAGUUUCUUCUUUAAAGCACAGGGUCCUCGACUUCAAAUUUACAACCAUCGGUAUAGUUCAACAACUUUCAUGCACCACUGUUUGAAUAGGAAAUAAAUAGAAAUGCGCUACAUUAAA
Molecule: messenger RNA, 863 nt
Organism: Lingula anatina
Lineage: Eukaryota; Metazoa; Brachiopoda; Lingulata; Lingulida; Lingulidae
Product: small ribosomal subunit protein uS3m
Biological process (GO): translation
Cellular component (GO): mitochondrion
Source: RefSeq, a predicted model, not a curated record